AUGUCUUUCAAGAAGGAAACCCCCCUGGCCAACGCUGUGUUCUGGGCAGCGAGGAAGGGGAACCUGGCCCUCCUGCAGCUGCUGCUGAACAGCGGCAGGGUGGACGUGGACUGCAAAGACAGUUGCGGCACCACAGCGCUGAUGGUGGCCUCCUACAGCGGCCACUACGAUUGCACCCGGGAGCUGAUCAUGCAGGGGGCCGACAUCAACCUGCAGAGAGAGACAGGUGCAACGGCUCUGUUCUACGCCUCCCAGCAAGGGCACAACGACAUCGUCAAGCUGCUGUUCGAGUUCGGGGCCUCCACCGAGUUCCAGACAAAGGAUGGUGGCUCUGCCCUCUCGGCCGCCUGCCAGCACGGUCACGCCAAGGUGGUGGAGACUCUGCUCAAGAACGGCGCCAACGUCCACGACCAGCUGCAUGAUGGAGCCACUCCCCUUUUCUUGGCCGCCCAAGAGGGUCACGUGAGCAUUAUACGCCACCUGCUGUCAGUGGGAGCUAAAGUCAACCAAGCUCGGGAGGACGGCACGGCCCCGCUGUGGAUGGCGGCACAGAUGGGACACAGCGAAGUGGUGAAGGUGCUGCUGCUGCGCGGGGCGGAGCGGGACGCCGACAGAAAGGACGGCUCGACCGCACUGUUCAAGGCCGCUUACAAAGGGCACAAUAACGUCAUCGAGGAGCUGCUGAAGUUCUCUCCGUCCCUCGGCAUGCUGAAGAACGGGUACACGGCCCUCCACGGCGCGGUCAUGGGUGGGAACCUUCGCUCGGUGGUGCUGCUGCUAGGAGCCAACGCGGACCCCACUCUACCAAACAAGAACAACGAACUGCCGGGAGACCUUACGCAGAACGAGCGGAUCCUGCGGGUCCUGCGAACACAGACGGAGACCGGAAAGAGUUGAUGACCGCCCCGAGGCCUUCGCCCCCCUGCCCCACGGCCAUUAAAUCAAAGAAGUGCACUGAGCUCCCUUCAGAGAAGGCCAGAGACACCGACAGUCUUGGCCACAUCAAUCCCCCCUUAAAGAUGCUGGUGUUUGCUUUAAAUCGCGGCUUCAUUAAAUCUGCAUUAAUUAAACAGCCAUAAUGUGAAACUCGUCGGGAGGGCAAAUUCUUAUGUACUGCACAACACAUCCCGUCUACU
Megalops cyprinoides (Indo-Pacific tarpon) is the source of this 1136-nucleotide messenger RNA. RefSeq names its product ankyrin repeat domain 29 (gene ankrd29). NCBI's taxonomy places the organism in Eukaryota, Metazoa, Chordata, Actinopteri, Elopiformes, Megalopidae. The transcript is spliced from 10 exons. Bases 1 to 897 code for a protein of 298 amino acids. Gene Ontology annotation, molecular function: protein binding. The record is from RefSeq and is a predicted model, not a curated record.